CCUCCUAUCCUAGAUCACUUUAUCACGAGUUUGCUUUGAUUUGCCCCCAACAAAGAAAAGAAAAAAAAAUUAAACAUAAAUAAAAAGAUUGCAAGUAUUGGAGCCUAAUUUAAUGUUAAAGAAUCGUUUGGACAGUUUUCAUUUUUCUUCAACCUGCGGAGAGUUUCCCACCAACGGAACCAAACGCGACCCUCUCUCACAUAAUUCAUUUAUGGACAUAAUGGACGUGGAUUUUUUCACAGAGGGUGUAUUAGAAGAAGAUAUUUUUGAAGCUGAUGUUAAUAAUGAUGAUUAUUCUACUUUGGAGGGCGAAAGAUGUGGGAUAUGUAUGGAUGUGGUCAUUGACAGGGGACUCCUAGAUUGCUGUCAACACUGGUUCUGUUUCACAUGCAUUGACAACUGGGCUACCAUCACAAAUCUUUGCCCACUUUGCCAGAAUGAAUUUCAGUUAAUCACUUGUGUACCUGUAUAUGAUACCAUUGGAAGCAACAAGGUUGACGAGGACUUGUUAUCCAGAGAUGAUGAUUGGUGCGUUGAAGGGAUGAAUAACACACUUUCUUUUCCAUCAUACUAUAUUGAUGAAAAUGCAGUUAUCUGUUUGGAUGGAGAUGGCUGCAAAAUUCGAAGUGGAUCAGCAACAAUUGGGGAAGAUCCAAAUCUUGAUACAUCAAUUGCUUGUGAUUCAUGCGAUAUGUGGUAUCAUGCUUUUUGUGUGGGAUUUGAUCCUGAAGGCACUUGUGAGAAUUCAUGGUUAUGCCCAAGGUGUAUAGCCAAUGAAAACACACAAAAGUCAGAUGUGACCCCAAUAGUGAGGCCAAGUAACCAGUGUGGUCUACAGAAUGCUAUCAGUGAAUGUUUGGUUGAAGCUGCUUUUUCUGGAAAAGUGUCUGUAUCUGUUGCUGAUGCUGGAGAGACAGCUGUUGUGGUUUCAAUGGUUGAAGACAAUCAAGGGACUGAAGGAUCAGGUGAGAAAAAAUUAUCAACGAUAGAAGUUAAUGAGGACCUGAAUGUUGAAACUUUGAAAUCUAGUUCUAGUACCAGCACUUCCAACUUGGAAACACCAUCAAGUGAGAAAACUAGCAUCCAAUUGAAUUCAGAGGCACAGGAACUAAAGCCAUCCUCAUCACGAGAUACAUCCUUUAUUUUACCUUCUAUUUCAUUGGGCCUUGGUGAGCUGAAGACAGAUUCUGCUGAUAAAGCGAUUAAUAUAUCAAAUGGCUUUAAUGGGGUUGGAAUUUCUUCAACGACGUUGUUUGAUGAACCAUGUCAAUCCAGUGUAGAUCUAAAUCUUGGUUUAUCUGUGGGCUUUUCUUUGCCUGUUGACAACAUUGAUGUGGAUGAAGAUCAGGUGGCUGGAGAUAUGCUGCAGAAGAGUAUUUCAGAAGAAUGUCUGCUACCAGCUGGCAAGAUUGUCUCUAAUACUAUGGCCAAUGUUGUUGCAGUUACUGGUGCAAAGAGAAAGCGUGGAAAUUGCAGCGAUGAUGUCUGUCCAGCUGCUGAGGAUGCAGAAACCAAAGCUAAAACUGAGCUGAAGGCUUUGAAAAAGAAAUCCAGAGCUGAAGGAAAUGGUCAAAUAAUUCAUUUGAAGGACCAAGCUGAUGGACCUGUUUCAGAUGAAUCGCAAAAAUGUUGGAGUCUAAUAGCAGCUUCUAGAGAUGAGAAGUUGAUACGCAAGUCAGAAAAGAAGAAUGUCACUUCCGAUAUAAUGAGUAUAGUUCAAGGGACUGAUCGUAGACCUCUCAAGGGGCUUGCAAGCCCCAGUCCUGCUGAUAAGUCCUCAAAAGAAAGAGAAAGCGCAGCAGGCUUGAGGGUUAAAAAGAUCCUAAGGAGAGCCACCGAGGACAAGGAAUCAUCCAUGCUAGUCCAGGAACUGAGAAAAGAAAUUAGAGAAGCUGUACGUAACAAAUCCUCCAGAGAAUUUGGGGAAAAUGAUUUUGAUCCAAAGCUUCUAGCUGCUUUCAGGGCUGCUGUGGCGGGACCUAUAACUGAACAAAGUAAGAAGUUACCACCUAUGGUUGUGAAGGCGAAGAAGUCAUUGUUGCAGAAGGGAAAAAUACGCGAAAAUCUAACGAAAAAGAUAUAUGGGAUUGGUGGAAGGCGAAGACGAGCAUGGACACGUGACUGUGAAAUCGAAUUCUGGAAAUACCGCUGUUUGAAAAUUACCAAGCCUGAAAAAAUUGCGACACUAAAGUCGGUUCUCAACCUUUUAAGAAAGAGUUCUGAAGGCGCAGAGAUUAAACAGGGGAUUGAAGGCGAGGCCACAAACUCUAUUCUGUCAAGGUUGUAUUUGGCAGAUAAUUCUGUUUUCCCUCGAAAGGAUGAUAUCAAGCCUCUCUCUGCUCUCAAAGCUACCAGACAUCCCCAGGAGAAUAAAGAACACUUUUUAACAGAAAAAGCUUCUACACCGUCUCUGGGUAAUAACACUGUGAAAACUCUUCAAAUGAAUAAGGUUUCGUCACAGGUGGGUGUUCUUUCUUCUGAUAACAAACGGAAUAAGAUUGCUAAUGUUCCAAGCAUAAAGGGUGAAGCUGCUUCUAGUAAAGUACAUCCUAACAAAUGCCCAGAAGGGCCAUCUGUAUCUUCAUUAGGUGGUUCUGAAGGAAAUUCCCAGAAGGAAGUUAUUGGUAAAUCUGAUGAUGUAAAGAGUGAUAAAAGGAAAUGGGCCCUAGAGGUUCUUAAAAGAAAGACUGCAGUGACAGGAAGCAAUGCAUCUCAGGAAAAAGAGGAAGACAAUGCCGUACUCAAAGGAAACUAUCCUUUACUAGCUCAGCUACCAGUUGAUAUGAGGCCAGCAUUGGCACCCAGUCGCCAUAAUAAAAUCGCCAUAUCCGUUAGGCAGGCACAACUUUACCGUCUCACAGAGCACCUUCUACGGAAAGCAAAUCUGCCAGUCAUUCGAAGAACUGCAGCUACAGAGUUUGCUGUUGCAGAUGCAGUUAAUAUCGAGAAGGAGGUUGCUGAUAGGUCAAACAGCAAGCUAGUAUAUAUGAAUCUAUGUUCUCAGGAGCUGUAUCGCUCAGAUAACACCAAGUCCAGGAUUGCCACAGAAUCAAAUUCGUCCUCAAAUGAAGCUGUUCCUGCUGGCACGUUAGAGCAAGCAACCAAUGAUCUCUCUCCUGUUCCAGUGGUUGAAGAAGCAUUGAGAAAUGCAGGCCUUUUGUCCGAUUCCCCUCCAAAUAGUCCACAUCACCAAAUGGAGGAAAUCAUUGAUGAAGAUGAUCCGUCAAGGAAGUUUAGUGAGGAAGGACCAAAUGAUGUAUUUGAAAUGGAUCCUCAUCCUGACCUUGAUAUAUAUGGUGAUUUUGAAUAUAAUUUGGAAGAUGAAGACUUUGUUGGUGCUAGUGCUUUAAAAGUAUCUAAUCUAAAAACCGAAGGAGAAUCACAAAUCAAAGUGGUUUUCUCCACUCUCAAUUCUGAUAGAUCAAAUAAUGACCUGGAUCUUGAAAAGAAGACGAUUUCUGAAGUAGCCAAAGGUGGUUCUUGCUCAAGUGAGUGCAAUACUGAUGCAAGCAUCAGUACCACUACUGCGGACGGGUGCCUUCCUCAAGAUUCCUUACUUGAUGAAGGAGGUGAAGAGCCUUCUCUUGCAUUAUGUGACGAAUUAUAUGGCCCCGAUAAAGAACCUUUGAUAAAAAGGUUUCCAGAAAUGGCAUCAAUGAAGCCCUGUGAGCUGAAAACUGAUGACAUGGUUCCAGAGAAUUCACUCGGUUGUCCACAAACAAGUGAAAAUGGACCAAAGAAGGAGAUAUCUAACACCGAUAUCAAGAAACAGGCUGAUAACUGCAAUUCUGUAUCAAAAAAGGUGGAAGCUUAUAUUAAAGAGCACAUCAGGCCGCUGUGCAAGAGUGGUGUGAUCACAGUCGAACAAUACCGGUGGGCUGUGGGGAAAACGACUGAUAAAGUUAUGAAAUACCACUCCAAAGAGAAGAAUGCAAAUUUCCUCGUCAAGGAAGGUGAGAAGGUGAAGAAACUUGCUGAGCAAUAUGUUGAGACUGCCCAGAAAGAUGAAAAAUAAUUCAGUUUUUAGACUUUAAAUGCUGCCAAACAACUCUUGUUUACACUUUACACUGCUUAGCUUGGGCUCCUCUGUUUUUUUUUGUUUUUUUUUCUCCUUAUUCCACAUUUAGUAUUUUGUAGACAAUCAUAUAACUACUCAACUGAACAUAUCCUGGACGGAACAAUUGUACAGAGCAAAAAUUUUUUGAUUCAGAAAUUGAGGAACUAAGCUACACUACUGUGUUGUAAAUUAUAUAGUGAAAUGUUGAUGUAAUUUUUUUUUUUUUUUCUUGGCAAGAAAUAUACACACUCAUUUGUUUU
Cornus florida is the source of this 4317-nucleotide messenger RNA. RefSeq lists its product as uncharacterized. Lineage: Eukaryota; Viridiplantae; Streptophyta; Magnoliopsida; Cornales; Cornaceae. The coding region runs from base 113 to 4015 and encodes 1300 amino acids. Gene Ontology annotation, molecular function: ubiquitin protein ligase activity. The transcript is spliced from 15 exons. Gene Ontology annotation, biological process: protein ubiquitination. The record is from RefSeq and is a predicted model, not a curated record.